Molecule: messenger RNA, 1200 nt
Organism: Camellia sinensis
Lineage: Eukaryota; Viridiplantae; Streptophyta; Magnoliopsida; Ericales; Theaceae
Source: RefSeq, a predicted model, not a curated record
AUGUGGUCCGUACACGCACGUGUUUUACAUGCCAAUGGUUUUUUUUACGUACGUAAGUGGAAUGGCUUGCACACCUGUGGUGUUUCCGUUCGGACACCCAAAAACCCAAGGGUUGGUUCUGACUUAGUGUCUGAUGUCAUUUCUGAACGGGUGCGUGACAAACCCCUCACACGUCCCACUGAUGUUGUGUACGACUUGAAAAAAGAUUACGGUUUGGAGGUUAGCUAUCGGGUUGCCUGGUUAGGUGUCGAAAAAGCCCGUGGUGAAAUGUUCGGUACACACUCAAUCUCGUUUGACCAAUUACGUUGGUACAGCGAUGCAGUUAUGACUAACAACCCAGGCAGUUAUAUCAACAUUGAGUACGACGAACAACACAACCAUUUCUCAAGAUAUUUCAUAUCAUUCAAAGCAUGUAUUGAUGGUUUCGCCUAUUACCGACCAAUGCUUUUUUUGGAUGGGACAUUUCUGAAGGAGAAAUUUAAGGGGAACUUGCUAGCCGCCACAGCGAAAGAUGGCAACCAAGUUGUUGCAUUUAACGAGAAAUUGGAGGAGUUCAUGAAGGCUAGUCCCAAGGUGGCACCAGCUUUCUUAAAAGAUUUACCGCCACAGUACUGGGCAAAUGCGCAUUUCCGAUACACAGUUACCACUUUUAAUUUUACCAAAUUUAUAUUGUGUCAUGCUCACAAUGCCACCUUGUAUAUUUCUGUCCAACAAAGUCACUGUAUCUAUCCCACCAGCGGUGCGCGUUACGGCGAAAUGAGUUCUAAUGCCGUCGAGUCAUUCAACUCAUGGAUACGGGAAGCACGCCACCUCCCAAUCACUCAAUUGGUUGACAGUAUUCAGACCAAGAUUAUACGACAGAUGUCCAAACGCCGACUCAAAGUGCAAUCGUGGCCUGGUGUUGUUUGCCCGAAGAUGGAAGAUCGGUUAGUUAAAGCAUACAAUAAAGGCAGAUCAUGGCUUCUAAGUCAGUCCAACAAUGAGAUUUUCGAGGUCCACUCUUUUCCAUCAGUAAUGGUUGAUGUGGGAAGGCGUACAUGCUCAUGUUUCCACUGGCAAAUCAAAGGGUUCCCUUGUGCUCACACUGUUGUUGCUAUUGGAAACAGCGGACUCGACCUUUAUGAUUUAGUCGAUUCGUAUUACCAUGUGUCGAAGUACCGGAAUUCUUACGCUUGCAACAUACACCAUACCCACGGUUGA